Molecule: messenger RNA, 2034 nt
Organism: Saccharomycopsis crataegensis
Lineage: Eukaryota; Fungi; Ascomycota; Saccharomycetes; Ascoideales; Saccharomycopsidaceae
Gene: HRK1
Product: putative serine/threonine protein kinase HRK1
Exons: 1
Coding region: 1-2034 (677 amino acids)
Biological process (GO): intracellular signal transduction; protein phosphorylation
Cellular component (GO): cytosol
Molecular function (GO): ATP binding; protein serine/threonine kinase activity
Source: RefSeq, a predicted model, not a curated record
AUGACCACCUCAGCCUCCAUCGAUCAUCUGCUGUCAGCCUCCAACGGCGCUUCCCCCUACCAUAAUCUCAUUUCUCACAACUCCUCGUCUUUUCUUCAUUCGAUCUCUUUUUCAAAGAAAAAUAAGUCGAUUUCUAGUUUUUCCAACCUUUCAAUAUCUCACAAUAAUGAACCGGACUGUGCGCCACAAAUGCCUGCCAACCCUCGAAGAAGGCUGUUCUUUGGGCUCUCAAUGAAGAAGAGUGAUUCCGACAGCUCUUCGCAAUCAUCAAUCGUUCUCACAGAUUCAAGAGAAAAUGCUCAUCAUGCCCCGGAUAAUGGCAGUUGCUCUACCGUUUCAGAGAUGGAUCCAUCUCAUCACAGAAAGUACUCAGAUCACAGUAUACAUAGUCCUAAGCUUAAUGGUGGUCACAACACCAACCACUAUUCUAUGGUUCAAUUGAGAAAGUUUUUUAAGAGAUCAAGUCGCGACCAUUCCCGUCAUAGCAGGAAAAAUAGUCACACCAGUGUUGGCGACAAUAACGAAACAACCCCCAAGGAAAAUGGAAUAAUUUCUAACAAAGACAUCAUCAAAAAAGAUCCGCUUGAGAACCUUCUACUGAAAUACGGUAAGGUUGGCAAAAUCUUGGGUGCUGGGGCCGGCGGGUCAGUUAGACUUCUUACUAGAGAAAGCGACAAUGUCACCUUCGCGGUGAAAGAAUUUAGAGCAAAGAGACCAAACGAAUCAACUAAAGAGUAUGCUAAAAAAUGUACUGCUGAGUUUUGUAUUGGAUCUACUUUGAACCACCCCAACAUUAUUCACACUUUUGAUAUUAUAAAUGACACAGAGAACUCCCACUACUACGAAAUCAUGGAGUAUUGUCCUAUUGAUUUCUUUGAAGUUGUUAUGAGCGGUAAGAUGAACAGAAAUGAAAUCAAUUGUUGCUUCAAGCAGUUAUCCGAAGGGGUGAAGUAUUUACAUUCCAUUGGUUUGGCCCACCGUGAUUUAAAAUUGGAUAAUUGUGUCUUGACCAAAGAUGGGGUUUUGAAAAUUAUUGACUUUGGCUCCGCCAUUGUAUUCAAAUAUCCAUUUGAUACCAAUAUCGUUAAAUGUCAUGGUAUUGUUGGUUCUGAUCCAUAUUUGGCCCCGGAAGUUUUGGAUACUAAAGAGAAAUAUGAUCCUCGAUUUGUUGAUAUCUGGUCUAUUGCCAUUAUUUAUUGUUGUAUGACCCUUAAAAGAUUCCCUUGGAAAAUUCCUGAGCAGGCUGACAACUCUUUUAAAUUGUAUAGUAUGCCUGAUGAAGAGCCUCAUGAUUAUGUGAAGAGUGCUGCUGACCAUAAGAUCUUGUUGGCUAAAAGAAGGGAAGAAAGGUUGAAGAAAUUGAGAGAAGUUACAGAAGCCAGUCAUAAUGAACCAAGUGAAACUAAGGAGCCAGUCGUUUGUGCCAAUGCUGAUAAAGAAAAAUCGUCAGAAACAACUGGUUCUGCAGCAAAGGAACACAAGUCGACUAGUAGCAGUCCAAGCAAACAGUCUUUAAAUACUUGUGAACAAGUAACCAUCAAAGUUCCUUGUAAUACUAAACCUGCCGAUGACCAGAACUCGAACAACUGCGAUGACAACAAAUCCAACAAAUCCAGUGACUUGAAUAACCUACCUAAUCGUGAUGACUCCACAGAACGACGCAUUAUUGAAACAAAUAAUCCAACAACGGUACCUGUGGUUGUCAACAAAAGCAAAUCUUCAGAAAAGAGGGACAAAGAGCAUUGUCAAGAAAAGAAAGCUGAAGAGUCACAUCAAGCUAAUGCUAAACACGCUGCACACCCAGGUCAUCAUCAACUCAAAGGCCCUUACAGAUUGAUGAGAAUAUUACCUCAUGCUUCCAGACCUUUGAUUUCUAGAAUGUUGGCUAUUGAUGUAACCAAAAGAGCGACCAUGGAGGAUAUUUUUGCUGAUGAAUGGUUCAAGCACAUUACUGGCUGUUCUGCUGACAUAAAGAAUGGUAAAGUGAUUAGUGGAAUUGGGCAUUCCCACACUAUAAUGGAAAAGAAAGAAUGA